AUGGCUUCAACCAACCCUGUCAUCACCUUCGCCGUGCGCGGCACGCAAGUUCUCUUUGCCAUGGUCGUCUUCGGGCUCUCGACAACGCUGAUUAAAGGCCAUCACUAUGGCAAGAUACCAUCAACGCUGAGCUUCGUUGCUUUUGUGGGUGCAGUCUCGAUCAUUGCCGCUCUGCUCGGGGUAGCGUCGCACUGGAUGCAUGUGCUGCAGGGCCGGGUCGGGGUGAUAAUCGACGCGGUGGUUGCAGUGCUGAAUGCCGCCGGGGGCACUCUACUAGCGAUCAAACUCGGAACUCUGUAUGUCAACCCCAUCAUCUGUGGAGGAGCCGGCGUCGACGUAUGCUACUGGGCGUUCUAUAUGCAAAAGCUGUUGAGUCGCUGCAAGAUGAGCAAGGCGGAUUCGGUCUUCCUGUUCCUGACGGCCAUGGUGGUGGGUGGGGCUGCUGCAUUGGGGUACAUUAGAUCGAAGAAGGAACACUGA
This is a messenger RNA of Boeremia exigua, 480 nucleotides long. RefSeq names its product marvel domain-containing protein. Lineage: Eukaryota; Fungi; Ascomycota; Dothideomycetes; Pleosporales; Didymellaceae. The record is from RefSeq and is a predicted model, not a curated record. The transcript has 3 exons. Gene Ontology annotation, cellular component: eisosome; plasma membrane. Gene Ontology annotation, biological process: eisosome assembly; protein localization to plasma membrane. The coding region runs from base 1 to 480 and encodes 159 amino acids.